Messenger RNA from Camellia sinensis, 733 nucleotides. The record is from RefSeq and is a predicted model, not a curated record. NCBI's taxonomy places the organism in Eukaryota, Viridiplantae, Streptophyta, Magnoliopsida, Ericales, Theaceae.
AGAAAAAAGAAAAAAAAAUCAUGCUUGAAACAUGGAAGAAAGUCUUGAAAUCAUAUGGAUAACUCUUGAUUUUUCAUCAUUUGAAAAACUAUCAACGCCAAAAGUAUGGUUAGUCGAGCAAAGCAUUGAUACUAAAAAAGGGAUGGUAUUCACACCCCAUGAGUGUUGCAUUUUGAAGGAUGUAACUGGUGAAGCUUACUGCACGUCUGUAAGGAUGGCAUACGAGCUUCUAAAACGCAAUCUUCUCGCAGCUGUUUUUGUAGAGACUCUUUCUACUCAUUUACUUGCUGGAAUUAUUCUUGUCUUCUCUUCAAUUUAUGCAAUUGUGAUUUGUGCAUUAUUGAAUGCCGUAAGCAACCUUUGGCCAGACUCGUAUUCUGUGGCUGCCAUGGCGUGGGUGCUAAUGAUGGUGGUGCUAGGAUUUUUCGUGCAUGUGCUGGACAAUGUUAUUGAUAUGGUGUACCUGUGCCAUGCCAUAGCCAGGGACAGAGGAGAGGUACGUAAACAGGAGGUUCAUGAAGUUUAUGUUCAUCUCCCCAUCAGUAUGAACCAUGGAUCAUCUCUUGUUCCCAGAGCUCCACUAAAUGUAUAACCAUCAUUGAAUUAAAAUUUGUGUUGUAUUCUGAUUGUGAUUUGCAUUGUUUAAGGAGUUAGAACUGCCAUCUGGUGAAUUGUACAUAAUGUUGUAUUGUACAAUGAGGUUUGUCCAAUAAAUUGACAAAAUUUAGAGGCA